This is a messenger RNA of Echinops telfairi (small Madagascar hedgehog), 4700 nucleotides long. RefSeq names its product leucine zipper protein 2 (gene LUZP2). The coding region runs from base 460 to 1239 and encodes 259 amino acids. The record is from RefSeq and is a predicted model, not a curated record. Lineage: Eukaryota; Metazoa; Chordata; Mammalia; Afrosoricida; Tenrecidae. The transcript is spliced from 12 exons.
GGUGACAUCACUCCCGGAGCUCACUCCGAGCAUCCCAGCGCCCGCCUUGGCGAAUCGUCAGUCCGUGUGUCCAUCUCCGUCGGUCGGUCGCGGGAGAGAGCUCAUCUUUGGCCAGGGACAGAGCUAGGCACCAAGCAGCGACAGGACCCCAAAGAGGAGAGAAAGCGCAGGCAGCGAGGGAAGGAGGACCCCGGCCGGCGACAGGAUGAAAUUCAGCCCAGCGCACUACUUGCUACCGCUGCUGCCAGCGCUGGUCCUCAGCAGCAGGACUACGAAGAGCUGGCAAAGCAGCUGAAAGAAGUGUUUAAGGAGCGAAGCUCCAUCCUCCGGCAGCUGACAAAGACAUCAAGAGAGCUCGAUGGGAUUAAAGUGAACCUUCAGUCUUUGAAAAACGAUGAGCAAUCCUCUAAAACGGAUGUCCAGAAGCUCCUGGAAUUAGGCCAGAAACAAAGAGAAGAAAUGAAGUCUCUUCAGGAGGCCCUUCAAAAUCAACUAAAAGAGACAUCUGAGAAAGCAGAAAAACACCAGGCUACUAUUAAUUUUUUAAAGACUGAAGUGGAGAGAAAGAGCAAAAUGAUCCGAGAUCUCCAGAAUGAGAAUAAAAGUUUGAAAAACAAACUCUUGUCAGGAAGCAAGUUGUGUGGUAUCCAUGCAGAAGAGUCAAAAAAAAUUCAAGCCCAGCUGAAGGAGCUUCGUUAUGGGAAGAAGGAUUUACUAUUUAAGGCUCAACAGCUUACUGAUCUGGAGCAAAAAUUGGCUGUUGCCAAAAAUGAAUUGGAGAAAGCAGCUCUUGAUAGGGAGUCCCAGAUCAAAGCUAUGAAAGAGACAGUACAGCUGUGCCUGACCUCUGUUUUUCGUGAUCAACCUCCUCCUUUGAAUCUGAUCACAUCGAAUCCAACUCAGAUGUUACUUCCACCCAAGACAAUUAACACUAAGAUUCCAGACUCAAUGGCAAAAAAUAAGCCACAAGAAAAUGUUCCUGGAAAUACUAAGAGCUCUCAAAUUGAGUCAACAAAGGAAGAAAAUCCAAGUAAUACUGAGUUUGAUUCUCAAAAGGAGGACAAGGGCUGUGCUAUGAAACACCCAGAAGAAUGCCUGAGCCCCACCACUGCAGAAUCAGAACCUGCCCCACAGAAAUUGCAAAUGUCUGCUUGUCCUGAAUGUGAGGUGAAAAAAUCAACAGAAAAAAACUUGAACAACUUUGAGGAGAUGGCAACUAGAGAAGAAAAACUACUGUAAAUACUAGGAAAUUGUGUUUAACCCAUUCAUUUGCUAUUGGUCUUGUACUCUUUUUAGAUGACAAGCUUGAUGAAAAUACUAAGUUUCUAAAGCAUGCAACUUUUUCAAACUUUUGUGUAUCUUUAUAAAAUAGUUCACAAAUUUUCUGGAAGAUUCCAGGUCAAUUAUGAUAUUUUAGCAAUAACCUCCAAAAUGUAUAUCUACAGACAUAAAUAUUGCAUUAUUGUGAUCAGUAAAUUUCCCUGUAUAAAUUGGUCCAUUUUUAACCUACAUGGCAGGUGCACUUGAUUCUUCAAGUUCACUUACAUUUCUAGUUCUCUAGUGAUCUGUUGAAAGCCCCUAGAGGGUGAGGAAAUGUGGAUUCUCAUUCUCCUUAGAAUCCAAAUGAAAAUGACACGCUAAGGCUUUGUGCACACAAACCAAUUGCACUCACUUAUCUUUACAAUGGGAUCUGUGUUGGCUUACAGUGCUUUGAGCAUCUCUACUGCUAUUCUUCUUAAUAAUUUGAUUGAUCUCUAAGUAAUGCCAAGUCAAUUCUAUCAAUAAAUACAGUAGUUAGAUAACUUAUUAAUUCAGUUUAUUAGCAUGAACAAACAAAAAAUCUGGAUGAAUAACUAAAUAUUGGAACAUAUUUAGAUUUGAAUUGUUUUGGCAUUUUGUAUUGCUUUAUCUGAAGUGUAUAUCUAAUUACUUCAAUUUAGGAAUCAAAUGUAGACAUUUUGGCAUUAUCUUGGUAUAAAGUGAAUUUUGGAGUAGGAAAAGAAUUUUAAAACAUGAAAGCAGAUAAUCUACAUAGAAAAUAUGACAGUUCCUCUAAAUAAAACUUCUAUAUAGUACCAAUGACCAUAGAUUCAUAUUUAUAAAACAAGUAUAUUAUUAAAAAAAACAACGAAAUGGUUGAAUCAUUGAAAUUGGGACUCUCAAUAGGAACACCACUCAUCAAGUAAAUGCACCUUUGAGCAAUGUGAGCAUAACUUCAAAGAAUGUGAGAUUGAAUCUUUUGUGAUUACAUAAUUGAUAGGGAAGAUCUACAGAACUGUAGGCUCAAAAUAAUGAAUUAAAUGAUGCAUAUGGCUUGUCUUCAUUAAAUAUACUCAUUUUUUCUUAUUAGACUAAUUUAUCAAAUAUAGAAAGCAUAUAAACCAUUGGUUUUAUAUAAUGGACUUGCCAACCUACAGAAAAUACAUUUGAAGCAAGGUAUCCUGACAAAUCUCUGUUCAAAAAUUUAAUAGAUUAUAUCAAACUAAAUCUAUAAUAAAUGUGUGAGCAUUUCCCAUAUAGUAGUAUACUUUUGAUCCCAAGGAUAUAUUUAAAGAUAUUUUGUGACUUGGAGAAUUUGAAAACUUCAAUUAGAAGGUAAGUAACAAUGUAGUAAACAAGGAGAUUUCAAAAAGGUCGUGGAAAAAUUGAAUUAGAAGAAAAUGAAAUUUUUAGAGCACCUUAAUAUUCUGUACAAUUUUUCUUUGCAUCAUUUUAAAGGCUACAUAGGAGAGCUAAAGAAUUCAUUUUAUAGAUGAUUCAUAGAGUUUUCAGAUGAAGUGACCAGGAUAAAUUAAGAGAGAGGAAGUCUCAAAUUUUCUCUUAACCCACUAAUUUCUUCCCAGGUGUCAAAAUAAUGUUAUUCUAUGAGAAGGAAUAUUUCUAGUCUCAUUUCUUGGAAUUUUUAUACUGCACCCAGAAGCCCUAACCGUUCUCACAGUAUUAUGAAAGGAAAAAUUAUCAUUAGCUUUAGCUGAGGCCCAUUUCUCCACUGCACUGCAUGCCCAAAUUUCUUUCCUAGGUCCUAGGGAUCUUUAGCAAGUUUUAUCACUGUUUCACAUCGGUGCAGUCUGUUUUGAGACAUGUUUGCUUCUUUAAGAAGAGAUUCAGGAUGACUUUUCAGAAAUUGUCAUGAGAAGUAGGUACUAUGGAAUUCGAGAACUUGGCCAUUAAUUAAAUUUGACCGCAUUAGUUUUGUGGUCAUUUCUUUGAAUAAACUCUAGCAUUCUAGUCUAGUAUUUGGUGUGAUAGUUCAUUUGCUGGUCUUAAAUUUCUGGCCUUAUAAAAUCAAGUGGGCUCUGAAGUACCAUAUAAAGCUUUUCUAAAAAUAAAAAAUACAUAGCAUUAUGCACAUUUUAAUGUGAUACACUGAUUGCAUAAUGUAUUCUGAAACAUAAAGAACUUAUCAUAGGGAAGCUUUAUGAGAUAUUUUAAAGAAAAUUUAAGGAAUUCCCUUUAUUAAGUUAGCAUGGGAUUGUUUUACAGUAAAUUCUACUAUUGUAAUGUCAUACAUACAGUUUAUCUCUCUCCAUAUUUAAUUGCUUGAAAAUAGCACUAGAGAGGUUUUAAAAGGUUUUCUUUAUGUGUGCAGUAUUUUCCUAUUAGAUAGGUGUCAUUACUUACUAGUUCUUUUAAUUAGCAGAUAUAUAAAUAAGAGGAGCCUUCCAAGAGCUUAUGGAAAAAUUGAAUAAAAUAUAUGAAAAAUAUCUGCACAUUUUUGUAGUCCCUUCAUAGAUAUGCUCUUUUAGAAGUUAAUAUUUUGGCCAUACUAUUCUCAUAUGAAAGAAAAUGUAAAGCUAAUGUUGACCGUAGAUAUUACAGCGCAUCAUGUACCUAUAGCAACAAGCAUUGAAGGUUUACUAAUGCUUUGUAGAAUAGGAAUUGAUUCUUAUUGAGAAAUAAACAUACUUUUCAAUGAAAGAGCUUGUUUUAAUAUACUGUCAGAACUAAUGGAAACUUUUUCUCUAGUUACAUUAAAAUAUCUUAAUUGAUUAUAAUAUUAUAUAUCUGUUCCUGGAAAAGAAUUUGUUUUGAACUUUGUGUUUCCUUUAAUAUUCAUUAACUGUAUAUAUACAUAUAUAUUAAAUCAGUUGCCUAAGAUGUGGAAAACCUAAGUGAAAACUUAUAUCUAACUAACACCAACAUGCUGAAAAGAAAAAAAACAACAAUUGAGUCAAUCUUCUGGAUAUUACUUUCUAUGUGAUUCAAAUAUUUAAAUUGGAAAAUUCUAGAUGGCUGACAUGUUUUUAAUUAUUAUUCAUUAAGCAUAUAUUUAACACAAUAAAAUUCCAAACACAAUUGUGUUUAAUGAAUUAUACUGGAUUAUAACACCAAGAAGGUUACAUAUAAAAGAAACAGUAAUGUUAUAGAUUGGUAAUGUGGAUUUCUGGAUAAAAACAAUGUAAAGUUUGCUAUAAUGGAAUCUUCUAUUUUUCUAGCUCAGGUAUUGUAACUAGCACUAAAUGCAACAGAGAAUGAAAUAAUUAUUGGUACCACAGAGUGGGUCAAUUGAACAAUUUUAAUAAUGAUUGAAGCAUGUAUUUAAUUACUUAUAGGACAUUUUCUUAGUCAUAUGUACAGCCUUAAAAUUCCUCAAACUGUGUUCCUCAGAAUUGUCUCACAUAAUGUUAAUGAUCAAUUGAUAAAGAAUAAAAGGUACUGAAAAAUAGCCUAUUUUCUUCAAUAAAGAUUUCUUACCAAUA